Nematocida homosporus is the source of this 3399-nucleotide messenger RNA. RefSeq lists its product as uncharacterized. The transcript has a single exon. The record is from RefSeq and is a predicted model, not a curated record. Lineage: Eukaryota; Fungi; Microsporidia. The coding region runs from base 1 to 3399 and encodes 1132 amino acids.
AUGCCAUCUUGUCUAUCUAUAUUUUUAUUUGUAAAAAACACAACGCUAUCUUUACUUAUGAAGAAUUUCCCAUCUCUACAUGCUCAGCGUAACUUGAAAUGUCCAUUAAAGCCUUCUAAACCAACACCAACUCACUACCAACUCAACGCAAUCCCAAUCCAGUGGGUGCUAGUAAUCUUAUUGGGACUGUUGAAUGGGAUUGGGGCGGAUAGUAGUUUACUAGUCUAUCCGAUUACCCCUCCAACCCUACACACUAUUGGGUUUACGUGGAACAUGUCUGUCGACUUAAAGAUUACGCCUUUCUCUUCCUCGCCACUACUAGAAUCCGCGUCUCCGGCUAUUGGAACUUCGUCUCAAUUGGCAUCCACAAAAGACAAAAUAACCAAUUGGGUGGUGGAAUGCCCGGGCGAAACAGUCACAUUUUCCCUGCCGGCUAAUCUAAACAAUACUCUUGCCAAUCUUGUUUUGGCGCAUUUACAAACGAUUGUCGUCAUUAAGACUAAAGAUGCUUAUGUUCAGUACACAAAGAGAUGCCAAAUUGAUCACCUGCUAGCAAUGCAAAUUCUAUCUCGAGUUGUUAACCUGUUUGACUGUCACAACCUGCAUCUUGACCUGAUGCCGGGCUUGGGAAUAAGCCAACCCAAUCCUAACCCAUGUGAUUAUACUAUCUGUCACAAAGAAGCUCAAAAGACUUUUGACCGCAUUGACUAUAAGGUGCUGUGCACACUAACAAGCGAAUAUGACAUGAACGCAGUCUUUACAGAAUUCUUACGUAACAAGGUUUUCUUGCUGCGGCCAAUUUCAGGCAUCAAAAUUCCCGAUGGCCACUGUUGCAACCCGGCCUUCCUUAGCCGCUUACCGCUCACCAACAAUUACGCCAUCUUUCUUAGGCCGACAUGGAAUGAUGGCACUACCUCUAAACUUAAUUUCGGGUUUCUUCAAACGUCUCCUCCUAUGUGUAAUAAGAUUCAUGUGCGUUGCAGCGAGAGUUUAUAUGAUCGAUUGGCCGGACUUGAGCAUGCGAGAGUUAAAUACCCCAGACUGAUUCUGGAAACUACGUGGAAAGCUAUUAUAAACGAUAGCACAUUCAAUAGAACUCCGCCCCAAACAAUGGUUGAUAUUUCUACCAUUCUGGUCUUGGAUGUUGACCUGCUUGCUAUCGCGCAAAUAACUGAUGCAUCCACAAUCACCCAACCUGCCCGGCCUUGGAUUGAGGCUAACAAACUUAUUUGUGAAUUAAACUGCUAUGUGCCAUGUAAAUCCAUCUCCUGCUACCAAGGGGCCUUUACCCCUACGGCCUUUGCCAAGUACGGUGUUUUAGUCAAACAAGUCGAGGUAAGGUACUCAAAGGACCCCAGAGAAGACUUGUCUACGUCUCUUAGUUUACUCGUGCCUCGCAUGCAAACACACUACGAACUCAACUCCAUUCAGUGCUGUGGUGAUGCACUCAGUGGCUCUUUUGAAAGGAUUAAAGAUCCAGUUGACAUCACAGUUGAAGUUGAAGAUGGCCACUUUGCCUACAGCUACUUCUGCCAGCACUUGCGCUACACCAUUAUUAAUAUUGCCGGUCGGGAAGAGCCAAGCCCAACAGAUGCCUACCAAUGCACUCAGAUUCUACUGCGCUUCCGAAACAUCAAUACUCGCGAGCUUCGCAUCUCAAAUGUGCAUGGCAGUAUUAAUCUCGCCCCCAAAUGUUAUAGAACGCCCUUGACAAGAGAUUUCGGCAAGUGCAAACUCAAAGCCAACAAACUAAUACUAGCCAAUACUACUCCAGACCUUAUUGACUGGAUACUAUAUAAUUAUGAGCUGGUCUGUCCCAUAGAGAUCUACCUCAUAAACCACCACCUCACAAACCUUGCCAUUGCCAAAGUUCUUGCCCGUAAAGAAGCCCGCAAUAUCUCCAAACUCGUGAUCGUGGGUCUGCGUGGCUUAGCUGAGUUUGAGCCACCUAGCCAGCCAAGUAGGACCAACAAGUUCCCACUGUUUAAGUAUGUAUUGAGUUCUGAAGAAAACGACUUCGCCCAAGAACUUGCCCUGCACAAACUAGUCUUGCUGCCAGAAGAUAUAGAUGUUGACUCGCAAUGGGUUAGUAGUGGGUUACAGUUCAUCAGAGCCCAUGGUGGGCAAGUUCUGUCCAGCCCAGUCGAGGAAUACGUGUCAACUUCAUUAGCCCAAUCUAACUCAGCCAACCCAAUGGACACAACCGGUACCACUCCUUACAACACCACUCUAGCAGCCUUCAGUUCCACUUUACGGGCCAUCAAGGCCUUUACUAUGCGAUGUCUGUCCUGUCCAGCCGAGGAAGAUGUGCCAACUUCACUAAGCCAAGCCAACCUAACUAACUCACUGGACACAACCGGCAUCACUCUUUACAACAUCACUCUACCAUUCUUACAAGCCGAUCUUAUAAAAUACCAAGCCAAUAUAACAGCCGGCACCAACAAGGAAUCUGUGGAAAGGUUAUUCCUGUGUUUCGCCAAGACCCAACUCUUAACUGAAGCCGAUUUGGCGACUAUUAUCCGUUGGGUGGGAUAUCGAUUUAAAGACAUACUAGCCCUGCACUUAAUAAAGGCUGUGUUGUCAGAAGAAGAGCAAAAGAUCAUAAUCAAGCGCAACUACUGGAUUCGUACUCAACCAUCACUUAAAACCAUCCAAAUAAGCAACACUCAACCCAAUACUAAAACCAGCCAUAUUCAGCUAGUACUCAAGCCAUAUCACACUCGUCUGCUCUUGAGUGUCUCGCUUGAUCCUUCUAAAACCAUUAAAGUGCCAUUGCCAUUGCUGGAUCUGCUUGUCAAACACAUUAACGCACCCAACGACACCCUUACCAAGCUCAUUCAAAACAUUCCCUCUCUUAAUGCAGCCAUAGAGGAUCUUACCAAACUCAAACAACUCAACACGAAUGACACACCCAAACAAGUUAACUGUGAGUACAAGAACAAAGAUACACAACUUGAUAAACUUAGCUGUUUACACUGCCAAAAAGCCCUCUAUACCCCUCAAACUCAAACUCAAACCAAAGACAACAACUCAAAUGGCAAACAACCCACCCAAACAGCAACUAGCCUAUACAAAUUCACUACACUCUGCUAUUUCCCCUGUGAACACUUUUUAUGCGAUCUGUGUGCAGAUCAGAAGCUCAACUACAAAUGCUCAGUCUGUCUAAACUCACUUCCAUCUGAGGAGAUUUACCGAAUUGUACCCUUAUCUCCAGCUCAAAUUAUCCUUGUCAAUGAUCACACUAAAAACACGGCGACUGCUCACAACUGGCUCAAAAGCAUGGAAUUUCCAGACGAAUACAUCUACUUCUGCGUAUCUCAUAAAGACAUGGCUGGUUUAGACCGCGAUGGCUCUAUGUCAGCCAUUAUCGCCCCCUUCUAUUCAAUUCAUAUCAUUUAA